Messenger RNA from Telopea speciosissima, 2686 nucleotides. RefSeq names its product centromere/kinetochore protein zw10 homolog. Gene Ontology annotation, cellular component: nucleus; chromosome, centromeric region; RZZ complex. The transcript has 14 exons. The record is from RefSeq and is a predicted model, not a curated record. Lineage: Eukaryota; Viridiplantae; Streptophyta; Magnoliopsida; Proteales; Proteaceae. Gene Ontology annotation, biological process: mitotic spindle assembly checkpoint signaling; endoplasmic reticulum to Golgi vesicle-mediated transport; mitotic cell cycle. Bases 125 to 2404 code for a protein of 759 amino acids.
CCUUUCUGUAGAAUCGCUAAGUCAAACCAUCGUGCCUGCUUUUCAUUCUUUAGGUUUUCUGAAAAAAAAUAAAUAAUCUUUUGGUUUCUCUCCAACUGACAGGCCAGAAGUAAAUUAUACACUAAUGGAUAUUUUGUUUGGAUCGAUUCAUGUUCGAGAGCUCCUUUCAACUCAGGAUUUUGAAGAAUCUUCUCCACUAUCAGCUCCGGAUCUCCGCCUCCUAAUUGAUCGACUUCAAAUCCGAUCAUUCCAUAUAAAGGAUAAGGUUCAGGAUUACAUCCUUUCUCACAAUAAAGAUUUCUCUGAGAUAUUCUCACGUUGCUCUGAAGCCGUUUCACGGACUGAAAACAUCUCUGGAGAUGUCUCCAAUAUUCUACAGCUUAUCUCUGAUAACCCAAUCGAUAUUGAGAUUCAGAACACAGUGGCAGAGAUCAAUAGUACACGGAAAGAAUUGAAGGAGCGGAAGGAAUUAUUGGUUUUAGUUCAAACGAUGGUGAAUCUGAUUCGCAGGUUGAGGUCGGUGAGUGAGGAUUUGGGGACUGGGCGGUUAAUAAAUGCGGCAGAAGCACUGAGGGAUUUGAAGAAAGCAUUAGUGAUUCAUGAUGAGGAGCUUAAGGGGAGAGAACCGCUGGUUUUUAGUUUGUUGAGGAAAGAGUGGAUGGAUUGCUUCGAUGAGGUUCAAACGGUACUUGUGAGAUUGAUGGAAAAUGCUAUACGCUUUGAGCCAGAGAGUGGUAUUGUGAGAGUUAAGUUUCAGUUGGCUAUGGAUGGGGCUGAUGGGGUUGAGUUAAAUAGCGUUUUAACAGCAAUGGAUAUAGUUGGCAGUCUUGAUUAUGGGCUUGCAAAGAUAGCAGACUCUAUGAUGAAGUGUAUCAUUACUCCAUUAGUGAGUAAAGGGCAUCCCGGUGUUUCAAUAGAAGAAUCAAGUCAAAAGUACGGGGGAAUGGCUGAAGCAAUUCUCAAUUUGGUUCUUUCUUUUGAUUCUAAGGUUGAAUGCAGGGAUUGUGCAACUAUAUAUUCAGAUAUUACUCAGGUAAUUAAGUUCAUUUACAAAUCCAUAUGCUUUGAGAAUGGUCGAUGGAUGGCAUGUUUUGGAAGAUUAACGUGGCCAAGGAUCUCAGAGCUGGUUAUUUCUAGCUUUCUUUCCCAGGCUGUUCCUGAUGAUGCUUCCAAGCUCACAGAAUUUCGAAAAAUCAUCAAGCUAUCAUCUGAUUUUGAGACUGUUCUAAAGGAGAUGAUGUUUAUUUCAUCAUCUGAUAGCAGGGAUGAAAGGUUGAGCAAUUUUGCACAAAAUGUUGAAGUUCACUUUGCAUCUCGGAAGAAGAAGGAAAUAUUAGCAAAGGCUAGAAAUGUUCUUCUACAAUGUGACUUCACUCUUCCUCCAGAUUAUAUGACGAAAGGUUCUACACCAGAGGCUCAGGGAGAAAAUUUUUCCAAGCAUGCUGUUGAUUUGCUUUUCUUGCCCAGGAGGUGUGUAGUGUCUAAAGCAGCUCUGUUACUUAUGGAGCUAGUGCAUCAGACACUUCAGGAUCUAUGCUUGUCAACUCCAAGAGUGGCUAUGGAAUUUUAUCAUGCUGCGAGGGAUGCUCUACUUCUCUAUGAAGCUGUUGUACCUGUCAAGCUAGAGAAGCGGUUUGAUAGCAUAAACCAAGUUCCGAUACUCGUGCAUAAUGACUGUCUUUAUCUUUCUCAUGAGAUUCUUGGCCUUGCAUUUGAGUAUCGUUCAGACAUCCCAAGUUCUCUAAUGGAACAUGCAGUUUUUGUUGACAUGGGGCCAAGGUUUCAACAGAUGGCUGAAGAUGUACUUGAGAAACAAAUUCAACUAAUUAUCUUUAACUUGAAAGAGGCCAUAGAUUGUGCGAAUGGGUUUCAGAAUACACAUCAAAUGCAACAAUAUGAGUGUGCAAAGUUUUCUAUAGAUCAGGUUGUCUUCACCCUUGAGAAAGUGCAUAUUAUUUGGGAGCCUCUUUUGCUGCCUCAAACAUACAAGAGAAGCAUGUGCAUAGUGCUUGAAUCUGUUUUUUCUAGAAUAAUGGAGGACAUACUCCUUUUAGAUGAUUUGGCGGCAGAGGAGACAUUACAGCUUCAGAGGCUGAUCCAUUUGACACUAGAGAGCUUAUCUUCCUUGUUUGAGUCCCUAAUGUUCAUCAAUGGAAAAGGGAAACUACAAGAGGAUGUCAGAGAUAUUCAAAUAGAUGAGCUGAUUCCAUCUUUACGUAAACUACGUAAAUUGGCAGAUUUAUUAGACAUGCCCUUAAAAUCCAUUACAACAACUUGGGAGAGUGGAGAACUGGCUAAUUGUGGCUUCACAGCUUCUGAGGUAGAAAAUUUUGUUAAAGCCAUAUUUACAGAUUCUCCAUUGAGAAAGGAAUGUUUAUGGAGGAUAGAUGAUGAGAGUUUUUAGAAGUCAAUGUCGUGGAGAUCGUAGUGUAUCUGUGACAUCAGCAUUUUGUACUGACCCAAUCCUUGGUGCUAAUGAAAAUCAUCGAAAAGAAAGUGUAAUUUUCCAAUUGUAGUUUGGUGUAUUUAGUCCAUAAUCAGGAUACUUUUGUCUUUUAAGCUGUAAGAUACCUUCUUUUGAAGGGUAAAUUCUGGUUUCACUUGACAGUGCUUUUUUACUUAGGUGAAGAAAGAGGAAAAGAAAAGAUGGUUGAAAUGAUAUUUAGUAGUUACAACAGCUUCUAAU